This is a messenger RNA of Penicillium manginii, 522 nucleotides long. RefSeq lists its product as uncharacterized. The transcript has a single exon. Lineage: Eukaryota; Fungi; Ascomycota; Eurotiomycetes; Eurotiales; Aspergillaceae. The record is from RefSeq and is a predicted model, not a curated record. The coding region runs from base 1 to 522 and encodes 173 amino acids.
AUGGCUGUCGUUGACUGUGAUGACUCGUUCAAAGCAAAGAUCCAGUAUCUUGCGAGAGACGAGCAGCACCGGUUGGUGAAGCCAUAUUAUUUGCACUUCAACUACGAGUCUGAUCUUCCUCCAACAAACACAUCCCCCGAUGAUCGAUUUGUCCACAUCCGUAAUGCUCGGAAUCUGCAGAUUCCGUCGAAAGAGAUGUUCCUUCAGAAGGGGUUUACUCAGCUGCACCUUGAUUGUUCUUUAACACCUGAGGAUUAUUGCGACGAUAAGAAAGUAGAGGAAGUUCUAUACCCGAAAUACAUAUCAGCUGCCCGGCAUUUGUUCCCAAAUGCUGCGCGAAUUGAAGUCCUAGAGCACGCAGUGAGCAAAAGACCAGAUCGUUUGAAGAUUAAACACUUCGGAAUGCUGACCUGCGGGAACCAGGUUCGCAAACGUCACCCUCUUUGGCUAUCUGAGAGCUUAGAACGACACGAGCUUAACACAAAUCAACCGAGCGAUUAUGUGCACAUUGGUACGCGCUGA